Manihot esculenta (cassava) is the source of this 1877-nucleotide messenger RNA. RefSeq names its product E3 ubiquitin-protein ligase RFI2. The transcript has 6 exons. Gene Ontology annotation, molecular function: ubiquitin-protein transferase activity. Bases 354 to 1634 code for a protein of 426 amino acids. The record is from RefSeq and is a predicted model, not a curated record. Lineage: Eukaryota; Viridiplantae; Streptophyta; Magnoliopsida; Malpighiales; Euphorbiaceae.
UCUCAACGCACAAACAGCAAAGAUAGAUAGAUAGAUAGAGAGAGAGAGAGAGACAAAGGGCAGAAGGGAAUACAAACGACAAGCGAAGAAGAAGAAGAAGAAGAAGAAGAAUAAGAGGAAGAAAGAUCAAAAUUUUUUAUCUAAAUAUUUUUCUGUAGCUCCAUAAUCAGCUUCAACAUCUAUCCAUCAAUCGUAUCUCUUAUCAAAUUAGCUAAAAAAACUCGCUGAUUUAUAACUUUUUUAUUAAAUUAUUGAAGAGGUUGUACUAAUUUGCUGAGAGGAAAAGCUGGAGACGGAGAAUUGACGGUGUUUUGGGGAAUUAGGUUUUUUUUUUUUUGGCUGGUGGGGGUGUGAUGGGGUUGGGGAAUAGUGAAAACGAUGUGGUUGUUGAUGAUGGAGAUGGCGGAGAUGUAGGCGUUGGCUGUGCUGGAGGAGGACGCGGGAAGUCGUUUGGGUCUGUUUCAUGUUCGAUUUGCCUUGAGAUGGUCACUGAUAACGGGGAUCGAUCGUGGGCCAAGCUUCAAUGUGGACAUCAAUUUCAUUUGGAUUGCAUUGGUUCAGCAUUUAAUAUAAAGGGAGCUAUGCAAUGCCCUAAUUGUCGGAAAAUUGAGAAGGGCCAGUGGCUCUAUGCAAAUGGUUGCCGGUCAUUGCCAGAAUUUAGCAUGGAUGACUGGACCCAUGAUGAGGACCUUUAUGAUCUAAGCUACUCUGAAAUGUCCUUCGGAGUUCAUUGGUGUCCAUUUGGUAGUUUAGCACGACUUCCAUCGUCCUUUGAGGAAGGGGAAUUUUCAUCAAAUGCAUAUCAUGAUCUACUAGGACAGCAUGCUAUCUUCGCAGAACACACAGCAGCUGUAUCAUCAGCUACUCAUCCAUGCCCAUAUAUUGCCUAUUUUGGACCAAUUCAUCCAUCAUCUUCCAACCCCAGUGGAAGUGUUUCUGACGGUUCAAAUUUUAAUAAUCACUGGAAUGGUCCAUCCGUACCUACUGAGAUUCAUAAUUCUUAUGCUUUUCCCGCCAUGGACCUAAAUUAUCAUGGUUGGGAGCACCACUCCCAUCCCUUCUCUGCAGCCAGUAAUCGCAUUGGGACUCCUGAUCAGCCUUCAAUUCCAUCCGCUACUCAAAGGCCAGCCAGAAGCAGUUCUGAUCUUCCAAGAUCAGCCUCAUUCAUGCAUCCUUUCCUUGUUGGCCACAGUUCUGCUACUAGAGCUGGAAGCUCAGUGAUUCCCCCUUACCAAGGCAGUAAUGCCCGGGCUCGUGAUAGAGUUCAAGCUCUUCAAGCCUACUAUCAACAACAACCUGGAAAUUCUACAGCAAUUCGCACACCCAUUGUUUCUGGUAUGCGAAGAUCCAGCAGUCACAGAGGUUUGUCUCAAGCAGGAGCAGUGGCCUCAUCAUCAGAUCAGACUGGGUUCUAUUUCAUCCCACCAGGUACAUCAGGUCGUAAUUACCAAGAAGCAGAAAAUCCACCAACUAGAUAUCGGGCCUGGGAAAGAGAUCACUUGCCUUCGUUCUCAUUAAGUCAGGUUGACAGAGAAUCAAAUUGGAUUGCAUUUCAUCAGGCUGCAGGGGGGUCAGAUGGCAGCAUCAGAUCAAACAGCUUUCGCCAAAGGCAUGGAUCUGAGAGAAUGUCAUAACAAAAUGGAUCAUAGCUUUUUUUAUUAUCCUUUUGGGUGAAGCAAACUAUAUACUGAAACCAAAGUUAUGUAUGCUUGAGAAACGAUAUAUAAUGCUUGGGGUCUGUCGAUCACAAGAGACUGAAAAAUACUGUGCAGUGGCCCUGAAAACGAUCUUUUUUGGCAGCCACCUGGUGUGAUGAACUUUGGCAUCCUCUAGUUUCUUUGCCUUGGAGGUUAUAAAAUAAGAUCAUAUGUUGGAUA